Leishmania mexicana MHOM/GT/2001/U1103 is the source of this 3753-nucleotide messenger RNA. Its product is annotated as putative condensin subunit 1. NCBI's taxonomy places the organism in Eukaryota, Euglenozoa, Kinetoplastea, Trypanosomatida, Trypanosomatidae. Gene Ontology annotation, biological process: meiotic chromosome condensation; mitotic chromosome condensation. The record is from RefSeq and is a predicted model, not a curated record. The coding region runs from base 1 to 3753 and encodes 1250 amino acids. Gene Ontology annotation, cellular component: condensed chromosome, centromeric region. Gene Ontology annotation, molecular function: histone binding. The transcript has a single exon.
AUGUCGGAUGUUUUAGAGUUUUUCAUUCCGAAUCACGUCGCAGAUUUGGAGGAUGUGACGAAGAUAGGACCGGGUUGCUACCAUGUCGAGACCGUGUGCGAGUUUGACGUUCCUGAGCGUCAGCAACUUGACGACUUGACACGGUUGUUUGAUGCAUUGCACCACGAAAAAUCACCCACCGCCCUAUUCACGAAGCAGGACCUUUUCCUUCCGCUCUACUCGUAUAUAAGAGCGAUUCGAGAGAAGUCCGGGCACCCGACUGUUGUCACGCGGGUUGCACGGCACAAAAUAUGCCAUGAGGUCGGUGAGCGCCUGAAGAAACUGCUCCAAGUGGCAGUGGCAUUUCUGAAGAAGCAGAGACUAGGAGGCGCGCAAAACGGUGCAUUGGAAGUAUGCCUGCGCUCUACUCUCAAGAUGUAUGCUUUCCUUGCCUGCAACAUACUUCUAUCUGUAGCGCCACCCGACGAAGAUGAGAAUCCUAGUGGACUUUCCCAGCAGCAGUCGCACCGGAAACGCUCGCGCCGCGAUAUGGAUGGCAGCUUUGGCGAUGAUGGAAGCGGUGUCGACAUGGACGGCAGGGAGUUGGUGCUCACUGCACUUGUCGAAUUUUGCUCACCGGACGUAAUGCAACUGUGGCCCGAGUGUCAUUUGGAGGAUUCGACGUUGAAUCUUGUUCUAAAAAUGUGCCUUCACAUGGUCACCUUGAAGCAAAAUAUUGUUGGCGAUGCUCAGUCAGUUGGCGGCGCCCUGGCACUUCUCUUUGCACGCGCAAGCAACUGCAUUCUCUCGAAAAGGAGCAUCGCAAACUCGACAGACCUUGUUUCUCCUUUAGUGGAGCUCUCGCUCAAGUCGGAAAGCGCUUCCUUGUUUCUCUCAAAACUUGUUUCUGACAUUGAGCAAAGCGAGACGAGCGUGGGAUUUGGUGAUGAGCUGCUGCGCGCUAUCUUUGAAACGAUGUCCCGAGCUGCCCUCUACGAGGCGGCCAACGAUUCUGCUGCUGCGAAGAAUGUCGCGUGCUUCUUUGGAGAAGUGGCGAAGCGCAGCAUUACUGUUGUGGUCAAGAUGGCUGACCUUGUUAUUCCUGUCCUGCAGAGUGAGAAUUACGAUAUCCGGAAGGCGCUAGUGACGUGUAUUGCGGAAAUGGUGCUUCAGCGCUAUACCGGACACGCGCGAAACGCCAACGAUGAUGCCGUUAGAAACUCGUACCUGAACGAGCUUCUUUUUCGUGUCAUGGAUGUGAACGCGUUUGUGCGUAACCACGUCUUGCAUACCUGGGAGCGCUUAGUGGAGAGUCGGGCGGUGCCAAAGAGGUACCACUUGGCGGUGAUGGCUGCGUUCGUCGGUCGACUCGAGGACCGCAAUUAUCUUGUCCGUGACGCUGCCAUGACUGUGAUUUCGAGCGUGCUGCGCAAAAACUGGUUUGGCAACGUUCUGAACACAGCGCUUCUCAAGAGCAAGUUGGAUGAGGCUCUCAGGGACGGAAUGGUGUGCUUUGGGGAUACGUCCGCGAUGGAGAAAGAAAUCGAGAACGCUAAGGCGCAGUUUCAGCCGGCGACGGAGGUGGUAGGCGAUCCUCUGGAGGUGAAUACGGAGGAGGUACAGGGGGCGGGCGUAUCGCGAGAGGAGGACACGGUGAUGUCCGACAAGCAGACGGUAGUCAUUAACAGGAUUGUAUUUUACCAGAACACGCUCUGUUUUGUCGAGCUGAUCAAGCAAGCACUGCAGUAUGCGUGUGUUUUGCUGGAUAGCAAGACUGAGCGGGACGUAAUUGAGUCGAUCAAGCUCAUUGUUGUCUGCUCUGAGUACCGUGUCCAGGGGGGAGAGCGGGCGUUUUUGAAGGUUCUUGUCAUGGUGUUUGAGGGCGAGAUGAAGAUCCAGUUUGCCGUCCGUGACGCUUUUGCAGAGGUCGUUUUCAAUGCGUUUAACCGCGUCGCGGCCUCGUCAGGGACCCGCGUCGCGGCCAGUGCGCAGAAGCUGAUCAGUGUCCUCCGUUGCGCCUCCGAGGGCGAGGUGAGCGCAGUGGAUCGCAUUUUGGGGCUCAUGAAAGCCAACCCCGCUUUUGCGCGACACCUCUCGGCGCAGUUUGUAGAGGCAAUGUGGAGCAUCGCAGAGGGUUCGAUCGACGCUGACGCCACCGACGGUGACCGGCGCAUCGCCAUGCGCAUCUACAGUCUGUUGAGCAAGUACGUCUGGAAGGACCUGCGCGCGCGCAAGGACAGCAUAGUCGAGUUUCUUUGCUCCGACAGCCACAAGGACAACGUACUCCUGUCGUACGUCUUCGCUGCUCUCCAAAGCGAGGCGCUGGACCCUCAGUUUCGCCCGAUUCCGGCCGAUGAGGAUGUCCGGCGGCAUCCGGUGCUCCGACACGUGGUCAAUCAUCUUUGCCGCCGCACGGAAGGGAUGGCGUCGUGGAUGAUCCUCGCGGAGGCUGGCGUCAACGUCAUACACACGCUGUGCGAGGUUCCUGUCACGGUGUACAACUACAUUCUCGAGUACUACGAGUCGUGCCAGAAUCUGGAAACGCAGCCGAACCGGAAGGCACAGUACCUUUUCUUACUCGGUCACACGGCACUGAAGCAGCUCGUGGCGGUGGAGGCGGCAGAGAAGGCGGAGCUGAAGGCUCUGGAAGAGCAGCCGAAGGCUGUCGCUCAGGCCGCGCCAAAGGUGAGGGACGAAACAGACUCGAUGCACAAGGAGCUCGGGCUUGGCUCGCACGAGCUACGGAGACACGAGAUUCAUGAGCUGGCGCAAAAGCGGAGGCAGGCGAUCAUUUCCCCCGGCUCUGUUUGGUCUCGCUUUGCCGAUAUGAUCGUCACCACAUGCCGCAAAAAGUCCUCGGUUUACGCGGACAAGCCGUUCGAGCGUGUGUGCGCCGUCCUCGCCCUUUGCCAGUACAUGAUCGUAAAUGAGGGCUUCUGCUCCGAGCACCUCAACCUCCUUUUUGCCAUCGUCGCGGACAAGCGCGAGUCGUGGGUGACGAAAGUGAACGUCGUGAUUGCUCUCGGUGACCUCGUGUGCGUGCACCCCAAUCUGCUGGGCCCGUAUCUCAGUGUUCCCACCACGGGCUUCUUCAAGCUGCUGGUCGAUGAGGACGUCCGCGUCCGCGCCGUGACGAUCCAGGUAUGCUCCCACCUUGUUCUGGGAGAGAUGCUGCGUAUCCGCGACCACCUGUACACCAUCGUGAAGCUCGUUGCAGACCCGGACGAAACGAUCGCCAACAACGCCGUUACCUUUGUGCAGAACUUGGCGAUGAAAGAGAAGGAGAAGACUGGCAAUUUGAUCCCUCCGCUGGCGACACAGCUGAGCAAUGUCAUGCCGUUUGACAAGUUCCAGCUGGCGAUGCGCACUUUGCUGGAGCGCGUGGAAGGAGACAAGCCGACGGAUUCACUGAUUGACCGUCUGUGCCAGCGCUUUGAGUCUUUUUCAGAACGCAGCAAGAAGAAGCUCGCCGUUGCACGCAACAUCGCGUUCUGCCUCAGCGAGCUCAACUACACGACGGAGCGGACAAUCAAGCGGGUGACGUCCGAGUCGUGCUACCAACAAUACAGGCACUGGCUGCGUUGCGCUGAGGUGUAUGAGUACUUCAAGCUCAUUGCAACAAAGGCGAAGAAGCAGGGCCGCGGUGGACCAGAGCGCCGUGAUCGCGCAGCCAUUGAGGAGUGGGAGGCAAGGAUGCAGGCGGACUCGUGCACGGAGGCUGACGGCGAGGAGAGGACGCCCGUCGCGGUUGUCCAGGAAGUGCCUGUGGAGUGA